Toxotes jaculatrix (banded archerfish) is the source of this 858-nucleotide messenger RNA. Its product is annotated as schlafen-like protein 1. NCBI's taxonomy places the organism in Eukaryota, Metazoa, Chordata, Actinopteri, Toxotidae. The transcript is spliced from 5 exons. The record is from RefSeq and is a predicted model, not a curated record. The coding region runs from base 1 to 858 and encodes 285 amino acids.
AUGACUGUUACAGCGGUGAUGAGAAUCAUCACCAUGACGACAAUGAGCAUUAAGGUGUCAGCGGCCUCUGUGGAGCACCGCAGGGAGAUGGCACCCAUUCCAGACACUCCCCAGAAGCCACAGUCACACCCCGUCAUCAGAGCAGCCCAGGAUCCCACCGGCGAGGCGGAGAAGGACACCCUGCGGCUUGGAAACAUAGUUCUACUACACCACUCAUGUGUCAGUGAACAGGACAUCACCAACUGCCAGUGGUUCCACUAUGGAGCUCACAUUGGCAAUGAGACGCGCAAGAUUGAGUUCAAACAAGGUCAUGGUAAGGUUGUAACAGAAGAUUUCCACCGACAAGUUCGCAUCUACGGAUGUGCCUUCCUGAACAGCGGGGGAGGCAGUCUGCUGGUCGGCGUGAAAGACAAUGGAGUAGUUUGUGGUGUGAAAUUCAGCCAUAAAAUGGAGGACGAGACGCGCCUGCAGGUGGACAGGAUCAUGAAGCAGUUCGUUCCUCCUCUCCUUCCCAACAACUGCAGCCUGCACUUCCUGCCUGUGGUAAAGCCUCAGGAAGAGGGCCACCAGCUCAAGGUGCUGCGCCUCACCUUUAGACCUCCAACCUUCUCUGAGCCAACCCUCUUUCAGGUUGGCCAGGGCGAAGUGUACGUGAGAUGGGAUGGGAGCGUGCAGGGGCCUUUGGGUGCCUCAGUCAUCCUAGAGUGGGCCAGACAGGAGCUACUCCCCUCCAUUUGUCCAACCCCGAGCCAGUACUUCCAGACCUGCUUUGAGAACCCAAGGCCAAGAUCUCAGGCCAGCUCACAACACCAGAUUCCCGGAUCUGGCACCAGAUUCCCCUCCCCCAGCCAGAUGUGA